AUGGCAGAAGAAAAUAAUUCUCACCCAGCUCAGGCUACCACCGAUGUUUCUGGUCUUCUUCCUCCUGGGCAUUGGGCUGAGGUAGCUGAGAAUGCUAUUGAUAUCGGUACUGGAACAGGCAUCUGGGCUAUCGAUUUCGCAGAUAGCUUCCCAGACACACAGGUCAUAGGCACUGACGUAUCACCAAUUCAACCGGGCUGGAUCCCCCCCAACCUGCGAUUCGAUAUUGAAGACUGCACUCAAGAGUGGACGUUCGCCCCCAACUCGCAAGACUACAUCCACUUUCGCUGGCUGGUCGGCAGCAUCGUCGACUGGGACCAGCUCUUCAAAGAAGCAUAUAGAUGUCUCAAGCCAGGUGGCUAUAUUGAAAGCCACGAGGCUCUCUCAAGAAUGGACUGCGAUGACGGGACUAUCACUGAGAAGAGCGCCAUGCACCAGUGGGGAAAGUUCUUUGUGGAAGGGGGUAAGAAGAUCGGCCGUUCGUUCACAAUCGUUGAGGAUGGAGUGCAGAGAUCUGCCAUGGAAAAGGCCGGUUUUGUCAAUCUUGAGGAACGUGAUUUCAAGGUUCCCAUCGGAGGUUGGCCAAAAGAUUCCAAAUUGAAGGAAAUCGGCAAAUAUGCCCAAGCUACUCUUGAGCAGGAUAUCGAGGGUUAUGUGUUGUUCAUGGCUAACACAGUGGAGGGCUGGACGAAAGAAGAGGUUGAGGUGUAUAUAUCGAUGCUGAGAAGGGAGUUGAGACAGGGGACUAUGCAUCCUUAUUAUUGGCAGAAGGUUGUCUGGGCCCAAAAGCCAGAAGAGUAA
Molecule: messenger RNA, 801 nt
Organism: Fusarium subglutinans
Lineage: Eukaryota; Fungi; Ascomycota; Sordariomycetes; Hypocreales; Nectriaceae
Product: methyltransferase
Exons: 6
Coding region: 1-801 (266 amino acids)
Molecular function (GO): methyltransferase activity
Source: RefSeq, a predicted model, not a curated record